AUGAGUGGUGGGUCUAUGCAUUCUGGUUUGGUUGGGCUUGUGUGCCUGGCCAUUGCCUCUGCUAUUUGUUGUUCAAGUGUUGGAAGCUCCAACAACAUCAUGUGCUUGGAGAGUGAAAGGCAUGCUCUUCUCCAGUUCAAACAAGGCCUUGUGGAUGAGUCCAGUGCUCUUGCCUCUUGGAAAAGUGAGAAAGAUUGCUGCAAGUGGAGAGGAAUAGCGUGCAACAACCAAACAGGUCAUGUCACCAGACUUGAUUUCUCCUUUAGAUAUAUCAAUUAUACAGAAGUUCCUUUAAGAGGUGAAAUUAGUCCUUCACUACUUGAAUUGCAAUAUCUAAAUUACUUGGACCUCAGUUUUAAUGAUUUUGAAAGAAUUGUGAUUCCCAAGUUCAUUGGCUCUUUGAGUCAAUUGAAACAACUAAGACUCAGAGCAGCUAAUUUCAGUGGAUCUGUUCCUCCCCAACUUGGAAACCUCUUUGAUUUGCACACUCUCGAUCUUUCCUACAACUAUGAUGUUCGUUCAGAAAAUCUUGAGUGGUUAUCUCAUCUUUCUUCCUUGAGAUACCUGAACAUGUCAGGGCUGAAUUUGUCUGAGACUGUGAAUUGGCCACAAUCUUUAAGCAAGCUCACUUCAAUUACAGAGCUUCAGUUAUCUUCCUGUAAUCUUCAUGAUGUCAAUCUAAGAUCACUUGCCUCUAUUAAUUCUUCCACCUCUCUUCAACUCCUUGACCUCUCUUAUAACUCUCUUAAUUCUUCAAUAUAUUAUUGGAUAGCCAAUGUCAGCAGCAACUUUGUCCAUAUUGAUCUCUCUUCCAACAAUCUUGAAGGUCCCAUCCCAGAUGUCUUCACAAGCAUGCUUUCUCUAGUAACACUAGAUCUCUCUUCCAAUCAACUUGAAGGUGGGAUACCAAAAGGCUUUCAAAACUUAUGCAGCUUAGAGUCGUUGUCCUUAUAUCUCAACCAAUUGUCUGAAAACAUUGAGGACUCUAUUGAAACCUUGUCUUGUGCUGAGAACUCACUUGACACCUUGGACUUGAGUUUUAACCAAUUUUGGGGGUACUGGCCAGAUUUGUCACGUUUUUCAAAGUUAAGAUGUUAG
Molecule: messenger RNA, 1098 nt
Organism: Rosa chinensis
Lineage: Eukaryota; Viridiplantae; Streptophyta; Magnoliopsida; Rosales; Rosaceae
Product: receptor-like protein EIX1
Exons: 1
Coding region: 1-1098 (365 amino acids)
Molecular function (GO): protein binding
Source: RefSeq, a predicted model, not a curated record